Beta vulgaris subsp. vulgaris (sugar beet) is the source of this 1350-nucleotide messenger RNA. RefSeq lists its product as uncharacterized. The transcript has 3 exons. NCBI's taxonomy places the organism in Eukaryota, Viridiplantae, Streptophyta, Magnoliopsida, Caryophyllales, Amaranthaceae. Bases 1 to 1350 code for a protein of 449 amino acids. The record is from RefSeq and is a predicted model, not a curated record.
AUGUAUGGUAGUCGUGACACGAGUGAAUUCGUGGAUGGGGUAUUUGAAUUUUGUGAUGCUGCAUUAAGUCAUCAUGCUGCAACGGGAACUGAAGGGUUUUAUUGUCCUUGUGUUGAUUGUGGCAAUGUAGGGAUGGUUAGUAACAUUGGGUCGCUGAGGGAGCAUAUUUUUCGUCGUGGGUUUAGGCAAGACUACCAUGUAUGGGUUUGGCACGGUGAGGAGGGUAUAUAUGAUGGUGGGAAUGCCGUUGUUAACGAUGUGCAUGAAAGAGGUGAAUUUGAUGUCAUUGAGAAUGACAAGAACCUCGAGGACGAAUAUGAGAUUAUUGAGGAUGAUGAUGAUGAUGAUGGGGACCAUAUCAAGGAGAUGAUGGAGGGGGUGGAUGAUGAUGCUGGGAAACGGCCUCGUAUCUUUGAGUGCAUGGCCGAGGCAUCUCGAAAAUCGUUGUAUCCCGGUUGUACGAGGUACACCAAGCUGAUGGUCGUGAUAACACUCUUUAACAUCAAGACGAAAGCCGAUAUAAGUGACUCAGCUUUCACUUCCUUAUUGCAAGCAUUUGGUGAUAUGUUGUCGGACGACCAUGAACUACCCAAGUCGAACUACUAUGCGAAGAAACUGAUGUGUGCAUGGGUUGGUGAUAAGAAAGGGCCUCCAGCAAAGGUGAUGUGGUAUCUUCUGAUUAUACCACGAUUCAAGCGCAUGUUUUCAAUCAAGAAAGAUGCUAAGAGCUUAAGGUGGCAUGGAGAAAGAAGGAAAAAUGACGGUUUUCUCAAACAUCCGGUUAAUGCUCCUGAGUGGAAAGGUAUCAAUCGUCUGCAUAAGACCUUUGGUGCCGAGGAUAUAAAUUUGAGGCUUGGCCUAUGUACAGAUGGGAUGAACCCAUUUGACAAUCUUAGUUCUCAACAUAGGCCAAAACAGCCUGGAAACGACAUAGAUGUCUACCUCCAACCACUUGUUGAUGAUUUGAGAAAAAUGUGGGAUGAAGGAGUUUAUGUGUAUGAUGCACAUGCUGAUGAGGUUUUCACAUUGCGUGUCAUGCUUUUAUACACUCUUAAUGACUUUCCUGCUUAUGGGAACUUAUCCGAGUAUAAGAACAAAGGGAAGAAAGCAUGCCCGAAUUGCAUCGACGACACAGAAUCUAAAUACAUUUCUACUUGUCACAAAGAAGUUUAUAUGCGGACCCGAAGAACAGUUGAGGAAUGGGUUGCUCGUAGGCCAUUGAUUGGUGUUGAGGUUUUUGAUCAGGUCAAGAGUAUUGAACGAUAUUCGGCAAAGGAGCGAGUGAUGGUUGUAAGGGACUUUGGAAAAAGGAGUCUAUUAUGUGGAAACUUCCAUAUUGGAAGGAUCUAG